Messenger RNA from Chaetura pelagica (chimney swift), 830 nucleotides. RefSeq names its product synaptogyrin 1 (gene SYNGR1). Lineage: Eukaryota; Metazoa; Chordata; Aves; Apodiformes; Apodidae. The record is from RefSeq and is a predicted model, not a curated record. Gene Ontology annotation, cellular component: neuromuscular junction; synaptic vesicle membrane. Bases 1 to 666 code for a protein of 221 amino acids. The transcript has 5 exons.
AUGGCGCUCAGCCUAAUGUGUCUCCUUCCCCGCCAGGUGUUCUCCAUUGUGGUGUUUGGCUCCAUUGUCAAUGAGGGGUACGUGAACCGCCUGGACGAGGAACAAGAGCACUGCAUUUUCAACCGCAAUCGCAAUGCCUGCAACUACGGCAUCACCGUGGGUGUCCUCGCCUUCCUCAGCUGCCUUCUCUACCUGGCUCUGGAUGCCUACUUCCCACAGAUCAGCAGCGUCAAGGACCGCAAGAAGGUAGUGCUCUCGGACAUCGGAGUCUCGGCCUUUUGGGCAUUCCUCUGGUUCGUUGGCUUCUGCUUUCUGACCAACCAGUGGCAAGCUUCAAAAGAAGAGGACAACCCAAUGAAUGAGGGAGGGGAUGCAGCCCGAGCAGCCAUCACGUUCUCGUUCUUCUCCAUCUUCACCUGGGGCUCCCUCACAUUUCUGGCUUUCCGGAGACUCAGAGACAUUACUUUUCAGGAAGACUACAACACCCUGUUCCCUAACUCCCCAUCCUUGCUGCCUUACCUGAACCUUCAUGCCCUCGGGGGUGUUUCACCAGGGGUCUGCCAGAAUGAGGAGGAUGCUACAGAUGCGGUGGGGACAUACCAGCAGCCCCCCCCAGCAGAUGCUUUUGACACCGAGACACAGGGGUACCAAACGCAGAACUACUGAGCCACCGAUGCCCCUUUCCCUCCCCCUUUCCCUUCCGCCCCCUUUCCCGCUGCUGGCAGAAAGCCGAGGCACAAACCAGACACGUGCCUAGUGGCACAAGAGGUGGCUCUCAGCUAUGCUCCAGCCUUCUGGGUCAUCUGUUUUUAUUUAUCGUUUUUAAAAAA